AUGCUUUUCGGUUGGAUGCGCAGGAUUGAUCCGGUUAGUUGGCUCGUCGGUACAAUGGUUGAGUGGUUGAGUGAGGCUGAAAACGUUUGGACUGUCAAGGUGACUGAUAUCACCCGCUUGAUUCAAGCUCUCUCGGAACAGGCCAGACGUGGAGCGGAAAUGGUUCAAGAACUGAAAGGCGCAGAAAAUCGUCUCAAGAAGUCGAUUCCGUCAAUGGAACUCGCCUUAAAUCGAGAUAUUGAUCAACUGAUCCGACGACUAGAAGAGUGUCGUGGACGCUUGCUGGAANUGCUGGAACAGCUCCGGGCUCGGAUGCAACAACGUGGACGUCAACUCCGAGAACAGUCCGUGCACAUGGGGACCCGGUUGUCUGCGACCACGAGUCUGCUCCAUUUCGGAGUCGAAUUGCUCAAAGAACCGGAUCCGGCUGCGUUCAUUCAGAUCUGUCCGGGACUUCGACGUCGUCUGACCUCUACUGAGGCCCAGUUCGUGCGGGAACUUCAACAACUGGCCGAACGAGGAGCACCAUCAGUCCCGGAAAUUUCCAGAUCCGAAAGUCUCGUGGAUGGAAAUGCCUUACAUGUGGUUUGGUAUAUGCACAAAAAUUUGGACCACAACGUGGGGACCGGUAUGGCCAGUGGCACGGGAUUCGUUUCGUCCAGUCAAAGUUUGGCUUCCAUCAGUCAUUUGUCCGCGGUGUUACCGUCAACCAUCUGUCAUCAUCAUCAUCAUUUAGAGGAAAAAAUAGGCUUGGUCAACCCCAGCUCCGUCUCAUCCAUAGCGGUUAACAAUAGCACGACGGUAGCUAUGUCGCAACCGUUCACACCGGAUUUGACUUCCGCCGUAUCGUCCACCUGGCAUCUAUCUCCCUGUCCGAGUAGAGCCUUGUCUACCUCUGGAUUGCAUAGCACAGGAAUGCGUUCAGUCAUGACUGGACCUCACGUGAGACCAAUUUUGGGCAACACUCAACCAUCCCCGUACAACCCGGUCACGGGACGUUAUCCGAUAUUUCCUGCUUCCAUCUCAGCGUAUCUUCUAUCCGAGAGGGACUCUGCGCAUGGCUAUUGUGAUCUAUAUGGAAAAGGACAGUCGGGUUUGACACGCCCGGGACAUGAAUAUCCCAGUGCAAUGGGUGGUGGUGUCUGCGGCGGUACAGGUGAAGGUGUUCCUGGUGCUGGUGCUGGUGCUGGUGGUGCGACAGUCACAUCACAAUCGAUGAGCACAUUACAACUGGGUGAAGAUGUUCCCUUAUCCCCAUGUCCAGCAUCCCCACCGCCAAUCAAUUUCUGUUCCACACAAACCGAAACUCGAGGUCCCAUCAAGUUCUUUCUGGAAGUAGACAACGGUCGAGGAGGACCGUUCAAGGUACAUCAAACGAAUUUCACGUUUCUGAAUCGUUUUCGAAUAUCCAUAUCCACGAACCUCGAAGGGGUUUUGAACCAAUUCACAGAGAUACGUCGCGCUGUAGAACAGCAUGCAUUCUACCAUCUGAACUACGACACUAAUCUGGGAAUGGGCAUUGAGCCACAUGUAUUUCGAUCAUCCGAGCGGUAA
Echinostoma caproni is the source of this 1554-nucleotide messenger RNA. The record is from the annotation of a GenBank genome assembly. NCBI's taxonomy places the organism in Eukaryota, Metazoa, Platyhelminthes, Trematoda, Plagiorchiida, Echinostomatidae.